CAUUGACCCAGCAGUGCACGUGACUUUGUUGAAAAAGUUCAUCUCGAAAACAGAUAUGGAUUUUUUUUUUUUUCAAAUUAUUACACUUAUUUGCAGUAAUAGAGCAUUUUGAAUAUGAAGUCAGUUAGAUAUCAGCCCAAUAUAAUCAUCACCGGUACUCCUGGAUGCGGGAAGACCUCCCAUAGCUCGAAUAUAACCCAGACCUUGGGAGAAUCCUACAAACAUUACAAUAUAAGUGAAUUAGCAAAGGAACGUGAUUGCAUUGAAAAAUAUGAUGAAAAAUUGGAUACCCAUGUUGUUGAUGAAGAUAGGUUAUUAGACCUGAUGGAAGAAGAUUUGAGAGAAGGAGGAUCAAUUGUUGAUUGGCAUUGUUGUGAUAUUUUCCCUGAAAGAUUGAUAGAUUUGGUUAUAGUUUUGAGAGUUAGUAAUGAUAUAUUAAUUAAUAGAUUGAAUAAAAGAGGGUAUAAGGAUAAUAAGAUACAAGAAAAUUUAGAUUGUGAGAUUAUGGAAGUUGUGUUACAAGAUGCUAAAGAAGGGUACCAGCCGGAAAUUGUUAUUGAGUUAGAGUCCAAUGAUGUCGAGCAAAUGGACUCAAAUGUUGAUAGAAUAGUAGGAUGGGUGGAGAACUGGGUGAAAGACCAUCCUGACGGGGUUACCAAUGAGAUUGACGAGUCCGUAUCGCAAUUGAAGAAGAUUGAUCAGGAGUUUGAAGGCAGUGAAGAAGAAGAAGAAGAAGAGGAAGAAGAGGAAGAUGACGAUUUUGAAGAAGGGUCCGAAGACGACGACGAAGAAGAUGAUUACGAAGAAGAUGAAUAAACCUUUUAUUGAACACUAAUAUACAAAAGAACUGAAAGAAGCGUAUGUAACCUUAAACCCAAGCUGAUAACAUUUUUUGAAGAUAGUAAAUGAAGAAAACCACGAGUAAAACCACUGCAGCAUAAUAACCUUUGGUGGCUGCUAUAUAACUCCAUUUUU
Molecule: messenger RNA, 975 nt
Organism: Hyphopichia burtonii NRRL Y-1933
Lineage: Eukaryota; Fungi; Ascomycota; Pichiomycetes; Serinales; Debaryomycetaceae
Gene: HBR1
Product: nucleoside-triphosphatase
Exons: 1
Coding region: 115-816 (233 amino acids)
Cellular component (GO): nucleus; cytoplasm
Molecular function (GO): AMP kinase activity; ATP hydrolysis activity; ATP binding
Source: RefSeq, a predicted model, not a curated record